Triticum dicoccoides is the source of this 2730-nucleotide messenger RNA. RefSeq lists its product as uncharacterized. Bases 1 to 2730 code for a protein of 909 amino acids. NCBI's taxonomy places the organism in Eukaryota, Viridiplantae, Streptophyta, Magnoliopsida, Poales, Poaceae. Gene Ontology annotation, molecular function: serine-type endopeptidase inhibitor activity. The transcript has 3 exons. The record is from RefSeq and is a predicted model, not a curated record.
AUGGAGCCGCCGCAGUCCACCGGCAUGGCCGAUCUCGCCGCCCGCCUCACCAAGCGCCUCGCGGACGCCAACAGCAACCGCAACCUGGUCUUCUCGCCGCUCUCCAUCCAUGCCGUCCUCGCGCUCCUGGCCGCCGGCGCCGGCGGGGACACGCUGGAAGAGAUCCUCCACGUCCUGGGCGCGCGGUCGCGCCGCGAGCUUGAGGACUCCGUGGCGCGUCUCUUGGACGGGCCCCUCAGAGACAGAUCGUCGGAGCCUGACGGCGGCGGGCCGAGCGUGGCGUUCGCGUGCGGCGUGUGGAGCGACCUCACGCUGCCGCUGAAGGCGGCCUUCCGCGACGCCGUCGUCGGCAGGUACAGGGCCGAGGUCAGCUCUGUUGACUUCCGCAACGACCCAGAGCAAGCGGUGCGGCAGAUCGACGCGUGGGCCGCGGCGGCCACGAUGAACCUCAUCCAGUCCGCCGUCCCCCCGGGAGCCGUAGACGAGGACACCAGGGUCGUGCUGGCAAACGCCAUCUACUUCAGGGGCAAGUGGGACGUGCCGUUCUACGAGAGCUCGACCAAGAACAGGCCCUUCUACCGGCUCGACGGCACCGCCGUCGACGUCCCCUUCAUGUCGAACCACGACCGUCACCUUAUCGCCGAGCACGACGGGUUCAAGGUGCUCCAGCUGCGCUACAAAUGCAGUUCACGGUACCCUCGGACCCACGGCAUGUCUAUGUGCAUCUUCCUCCCGGACGCGCGGGACGGCCUGGCGAGCCUGCUGGACAAGAUCACGUCCUCAUCCCCGGCAGGAUUCCUGCGCGAGCACCUGCCGACGAGCACAGUCAGGGUCGGCAAAUUCGGGGUGCCCAAGUUCAAGCUCUCCUUCAAGAGCAGCCUCACCGGCGUCCUCAUCGACCUGGGGCUCCUGCUACCCUUCACCCGAGAAGCCGACCUCUCCGAGAUGCUGGAGGACGGCCAGCCGAUGAUGGUGCCAGAUGUGUUCCAGAAGGCCGUCAUCGAGGUGAACGAGGAAGGAACCAAAGCCGCCGCCAUGACGUUCUGCCCAACCAGUCCGUCAUACUCGCCGGACCUGUCACGGCGAGUUGAUUUCGUGGCCGACCACCCGUUCGCCUACUUCAUAGUCGAGGAGGGGUCGCACGCGGUCCUCUUCGCGGGGCACGUCGUCGACCCUAGCAACGGCGCCGGGGCGGUGAUCCCGUCCCCCGCCCCGUUUGAGGAGUGCAGCACAACAAAAAGAGAAGCCGACGAUGAGGCGAUGAACAAGUAUCCGGCUUAUGGUCUGUCGCCAGUAUACAACCCAACAUCGCCGGUAUACAGCCCAACAUCGCCGGUAUACAGCCCAUAUUCGCCGGUUGCCAUGGAGGCGCAGCAGUCCGCCGGCAUGGCCGACCUUGCCGCUCGCCUCACCAAGCGCAUCGCGGACGCGAACAGCGACCGCAACCUGGUCUUCUCGGCCGAGGUCAGCUCUGUUGACUUCCGCAACGACCCAGAGCAAGCGGUGCGGCAGAUCGAUGCGUGGGCCGCGGCGGCCACGGGGAACCUCAUCCAGUCCGCCGUCCCUCCGGGAGCCGUGCACCGGGGCACGGACCUGGUGCUGGCCAACGCCAUCUACUUCAGGGGCAAGUGGGACCUGCCGUUGUACGAGAGCUCGACCAAGAACAGGCCCUUCUACCGGCUCGACGGCACCGCCGUCGACGUCCCCUUCAUGUCCAACUACGACCGUCACUUCAUCGCCGAGCACGACGGGUUCAAGGUGCUCCAGCUGCGCUACAAGAGAAGUUCAUGGUACCCUCGUAGUCAGAACCACGGCAUGUCCAUGUGCAUCUUCCUCCCGGACGCGCGCGACGGCCCGGCGAGCCUGCUGGACAAGAUCACGUCGGCGUCCCCGGCAGGAUUCCUGCGCGAGCACCUGCCGAAGAGGACGGUCUCGGUCGGCGAGUUCUGGGUGCCCAAGUUUGAGCUCUCCUUCCAGAGCAACCUCGUCGGCGUCCUCAACGACCUGGGGCUCCGGCUGCCCUUCACCCAGGAUGCGGACCUCUCCGAGAUGCUGCAAGAGCAGGACGGCUCCGGCUCCGGCUUGCCGUUCCUCGUGCAGGACGUCUUCCAGAAGGCCGUCAUCCAGGUGAACGAGGAAGGAACCAAAGCCGCCGCCGUCACCAUGUCAUGUUUCUGGAAUCCGUCAGCAGCCCCUCCUAUCUUGCAACGACAGGUGGAUUUCGUGGCCGAUCACCCGUUCGCCUACUUGAUAGUGGAGGAGGCGUCGCACGCCGUGCUCUUCGCGGGGCACGUCGUCGACCCCGGCAACGGCGCCGCGGCGGCGAUCCCGUCCCCCGCCCCGUUCCAGGAGCGCGCCACCACCAAAAGAGAACCUGAAAACGAGGUGAUGAACGAGCAUACGGGUUAUGCUCCCGUGUAUUAUGUUCCCAAACCCGUGUCGCCGGUAUGCGAUCCAGUAUCGCCGGUAUACAGCCCAACGUCGCCGGUAUACCAUCCAUAUUGGCCGGCAUACAGUCCAUGUUCGCCGGUGUACAGUCCAGUACCGCCGGAAUUUCAACCGGUACUUACUCCAGAAUCGCCGACAUACAGAUACAGCCCUGUAGCUUACAGUCCGCAAUCGCCGGCGUACAAGCAUCACCGCCAGAGUGCAAGAACCUCUCCCCAUGCAGUCCAGAGGAAGCCGCGACGGGGGAAGAGGAAGUGCCCUCGGAGAAAACAGAGCAAGUAG